UGUUGAACCGCCAUCUGCAUCCACAAUCAAGGGACCACACACCAUGGCUACAGCGAGGACAGCCCUUCUGCGCUCGAGCAGGCACUUCGCACCAACUCACGAAUUUCUCGUUGCGGCGUUGUGCCAGCCGAGUCGGCGAUGCUUGUCGACGACAACAACACGCCGUCAAGCUGGCCCUGCCGCUCCGGCGUCGACCCAACCUAAGUCUUCGAAGCGCAAGCCCUUGACGAAGGAGCAACGGGAGUUCCUGGCCUCUGCUCUCCGUGUCAACCAAGCCGGCGAGCUGGCAGCCACCCUCAUCUACACAGCACAGAAACCACCCAUCGUCCGAGCACAUCCACACCUUCGGCCACUGAUGGAGCACAUGUACGACCAGGAAGCCGCCCACCUCAAGACCUUCAACGCGCUGAUUGCCAAGCACCGCGUCCGCCCGACAGCUCUAUACCCACUGUGGUCCUUGAUGGCCACGGGCCUGGGCUGGAGCACCGCCGUUAUGGGCCGCGAGGCAGCUAUGGCGUGUACGGAGGCGGUCGAGACCGAGAUUGGCGGACACUACAAUAGCCAGAUCCGGACGUUGCUUGAGAUGUUUGAGCAGUGGGAGUCCGAGGGCUAUGAAGUCGGCGACGAGCUGAGGGAGCUGUGCGGCACACUGCGGCGCAUCAGGGAUGAGGAGCUUGAGCAUCUCGACCAUGCUGUCGAGCAUGACGCCAAGAAGGCGGAGCCGCAUUGGUUGCUUACCGGAGUGAUUCGGGCGGGCUGCCGCGGUGCCAUCUGGGCCAGCGAGCGGAUAUAGCGGAACUGCUGUGCAUUAUGGCAGGCCUGUAACGAUAGGUCGUCAGGUUCGCCUGGGACAAGACAUGUGAUUUUUACUGUACAUUCAACUUGUAGCAUACUCCAGAAACCCUCGUUCCUGGUGGGAGCCAGGUGCGAGUGGUCUUUUGUACAAUAGAACUCCGGCCACUGUUGCCCCAAAUUCAAGAUGGUGUAUGCACAAAGGCGGACUGUCGCUAUUGGCUGACAUACUUCCAGCUUGAAAUCUCACAAAGACAGAAGACAAAAGCGGAACCUGGUUGACACCCCUCACAGCCGUCGCUAUGUACCUGGGUAAAGGAGCAUCUGAAUGACAAUCCCAAUUGCGGACCUUCGUCUUCUGGAAUACAGUCUCGUUUCUGCAAGCCACGCUGCAGGUUUCGUUCCAUCAUGUAGUGAGCACUCCAUUGGAGUCACCGGCCAGCCGGUUGUCUUCGGAGUAAGCCAGGGAUAUCAUGCUGCAGG
Messenger RNA from Microdochium trichocladiopsis, 1275 nucleotides. Its product is annotated as ubiquinone biosynthesis protein CAT5. The record is from RefSeq and is a predicted model, not a curated record. Gene Ontology annotation, molecular function: 3-demethoxyubiquinol 3-hydroxylase activity. The coding region runs from base 44 to 793 and encodes 249 amino acids. The transcript has 2 exons. Gene Ontology annotation, cellular component: mitochondrial inner membrane. Gene Ontology annotation, biological process: ubiquinone biosynthetic process. NCBI's taxonomy places the organism in Eukaryota, Fungi, Ascomycota, Sordariomycetes, Xylariales, Microdochiaceae.